GCGCGGCUGCUCACACCACCCGCACUGCCGCCCCGGGAGGGAGGGGAGGAAGGUUAGGGACGCAGAGAGGGAGAGCGCUGGCUGGAGAGAGACGUGGGGCCAGGGCACCAGCAGGGGCUGGGGCCGCGGCUGGGGUAGAAAGGUGGGUCAGUGCUCGCCAAGAGCCAGGGCGCAAACCUACCAGGAGGUCGUGUCCGGUGGGCGCCACUCGCAGCGCAGAGCCUGGGACGUCCAGAGCGCGGAGAGUAGUCCCAGCUCCGGCAGAGAGCGAUCCGUCUGGGUAGCAGGGGACUUAGGCGCCGCCAUCCUUGAGAAAGCAGCUGUCCGGAGAGCAGGCAUCCUAGAUCUGUAAGAAACCAGCCGUCCGAGAAGCUACCGAUUUCAGGCGCACGAGAGUGUUAGACUGAACAGGAGGGUAACAGAGGACCACGGACUCUGAACCGUCGGGAGCUGCCCCUGGCUCAACUCACGCGGGGACCUCCGCCUUGACGGAAGGUUUGGGGAACCGCAGCACUGAGGCGGGAGCCCGCAGGGGCGGGGGUGCCGGGAGCAGCCGUCGGGGGGAUCCCGAUCCAGGCCCGAUCCCGGCCACCGCCUCCGGGGUCCGUGGAGAGCUCCGGGCCUCCGCCGCCAUUGCGCCCAAGAGUGAGGAGGAUUUGCUGGCCCUGGCCGCGUCGCGGCUGAGCCGCCGCAAGCGGGUGGCGGGCGCGGCCGUCGGGGUGGCCAUGGUGCUGCUGCUGCUGGUGGCCAUUCCGCUGCUAGUGCACAGCUCCCGCGGGCCGGCACACUACGAGAUGCUGGGUCGCUGCCGCAUGGUGUGCGACCCGCAUGGGCCUCGGGGCACAGGAUCCGACGGCGCGACCGCCUCCGUGACCCCCUUCCCUCCGGGCGCCAAGGGAGAGGUGGGCCGGCGGGGGAAGGCAGGUCUGCGAGGGCCCCCAGGACCGCCAGGUCCCAGAGGACCUCCAGGAGAGCCGGGCAGGCCAGGUCCCCCGGGCCCUCCCGGCCCAGGUCCCGGCGGGGUGGCGCCCCCUGCCGGCUACGUGCCUCGAAUAGCUUUCUACGCUGGUCUGCGGCGGCCACACGAGGGUUACGAGGUGCUGCGUUUCGACGACGUGGUGACCAACGUGGGCAACGCUUACGAGGCGGCCAGUGGCAAGUUCACCUGCCCCAUGUCAGGUGUCUACUUCUUCGCUUACCAUGUGCUCAUGCGCGGCGGUGACGGCACCAGCAUGUGGGCUGACUUGAUGAAGAAUGGACAGGUCCGAGCCAGCGCCAUUGCUCAGGAUGCGGACCAGAACUACGACUACGCCAGCAACAGCGUCAUCCUGCACUUGGAUGUGGGAGAUGAAGUCUUCAUCAAGCUGGACGGCGGGAAGGUGCAUGGCGGUAACACCAACAAGUACAGCACCUUCUCUGGCUUCAUCAUCUACCCGGACUGAGCCGGGCCUCAUCCCCCACAUCCCUGCUCGCCCUUCGCCUCCGCUCCUCUCCUCACCCACCUUCACCUGGCCCCACCCAAGGCGCCACCCCAUCCUUCGAGAACCUGGCGGUGGAGCAGACCCUCCCCCUCUCGGAGGUGGCCUUAGUGGGCGGACUCUUGCUGCUCCAGGGUAUAAGCGGCUGGGGAGCAGAGGAAGCGCAGAGAGGAAGCAUCCGUGUGCAGGCAUGUGAAAGCCAGGACAGGGGCGGAGGUCAUGCCCUCUCUUUUGCCGGGAGCUAGGGAACAGUUUCACUAGACGCAGCUCCGAGGUAUGGAAAGCAGAAAACAGAAGGGAAACCCUGGCUUUUUCCGAGGGAGAAAACAGAAACAGAAGGAGCCCAUCUAGGCAGGAGAAGAGACAUUAGGAUGGGGUAGGCGCUGGUCCUCUGUCCUGACUUCUCUAGCCAUCCCCUCUUCCCCUCAUCUCCAUUUUCAGGCUCCAGGCUCUAGUCAUGGCGGCCUUCCUGUGAACUGGAGGAACCAGUGAAUUCUUUCCUAGCAUUUAAAAUUCAUCCUGUACAGCCCCUACUUCACCCCGAUCCAGGUUAGGCCCUGGGGCUACAGCUGCUG
Molecule: messenger RNA, 2053 nt
Organism: Camelus dromedarius (Arabian camel)
Lineage: Eukaryota; Metazoa; Chordata; Mammalia; Artiodactyla; Camelidae
Gene: C1QL4
Product: complement C1q like 4
Exons: 2
Coding region: 726-1442 (238 amino acids)
Molecular function (GO): protein binding
Source: RefSeq, a predicted model, not a curated record